Molecule: messenger RNA, 1527 nt
Organism: Hymenoscyphus albidus
Lineage: Eukaryota; Fungi; Ascomycota; Leotiomycetes; Helotiales; Helotiaceae
Source: the annotation of a GenBank genome assembly
GCCGGCUUCCCCGCCCCCAUAACCCCGCACUUUCAUCCCCCACGCAUACUGUGACAAGUGUGACAUAAAGUCUUCGGGCCAACAUACGUGUGUAGCACGAGACAGUAGCUAUUGUCAUACAUAAUACGACUUCCAUUUUACCAGAUAAGACAUCGGAUGUUGAAACCUUUUCUGUCUGGCAUGAAAUCAUUUAAUGAACCUCCUCGAACAACGGCCAAUAUCAAUCCGCUGGCGACUUCGAAACAUCCCAGACAAUGCUCUUCAAAAGCUCUCAACCAGACAUUGAGUGUAAGUUAUCCAUCCGCCAUCUGUCGAAACUUUGAAGUCUAAUCAGGGAGAAAUUAAAGUCCCACUGAAUAUCACAAUAUGGAACUGGCUCUUCCAUUCUCCUAUUUUGCCACUCAAAAAGUACCGUUCAUCGGCGCUUGGAGGCUACACAAAUGCCGAAACAAAGGAAAGAAUCUCUUAUCUUGACCUGCUGUAUCACGCUACGUACCUAUCUACUGCGCUGGCCAAGAGAUACGGCCUUAAGAAAAGCGAUACUGUUGCCCUCUUCUCACCAAAUACAAUAUGGUACCCAUUAGCCAUGCUUGGAGUAUCCCGCGUUGCGGGCAUAGUCUCUGGCGCUUCGCCGGCAUACAAUUUCGAGGAAAUGACUUACGCGCUGAAGACUGCCAAAGCGAAAUUCUUGAUGACCGUUCCUGGAAGCAUGGAUAUUGCCGCUGCUGCCGCUGAAGCUGCUGGUAUCAAGAAGGAUAACAUAUUUCUGCUCGAAGGGAAGAUUGAGGGGCUCACCACGAUGGACGAAUUGAUACUCCUUGGUAAACGCUAUGGUAUACGUGGACAGGUACCUGCGUAUAAUUUGAAGCCUGGGGAGACCAAUUUUGACCUGUGUGCCUUUCUGAGUUUCAGCAGUGGAACUACUGGAUUGCCAAAAGCGGUGGGUCUUGACUUUUCCCAUUUAAUCACAACAUCAUGGCUUUGUCAGUUACUGAUGUCUUAUUGCAGGUCAUGAUAGCUCACCAAAAUUUCAUAGCUCAGUCUCUACAGAUCCAACCAAUCACCCCAGCAUCCCACAAAAAGGUUCUUGCCGUCCUGCCAUGCUUCCAUAUAACCGGUCUUAUUCACGCACUCCACCUUCCUAUUCUUCUGAACGCCGAAGUUUACAUGCUUCCGUCAUUUACUAUGAAAUCCAUGCUAGAUACAGUCACCGAAUAUCGUAUUGCAGAACUCCUCAUCGUGCCUCCAAUUCUCAUUCGCAUGGUUCGAGACCCGAUAGUGAACAACUACGAUCUCCGAUGCGUUGAAAGGUUUUCCACCGGGGCAGCACCCGUGAGCGAAGAGAUACUAGGUUUGUUAAAGAAGAAAUUCCCUUGGACGGGAUUUAAACAGGCCUAUGGAAUGACGGAGAGUUGUAGUUGCAUUACUGCCUCGACGCCUGAUAAAUACUUAUAUGAACUGGCUCACAAGGUGGGUGAUAUCGUUGCUUCCACGAUGCUCAAGAUAAUCGGCGAAGAUGGCGAGUAG